AUGGUGAAGACGGUGGAGGGUGGAAUGGAUGAUUGUGGUGAGAAGGCCGCUGUUGUCGAGGAUUGUGGGGUGGGAAGUAGGAGUAAGGGGUUGAGUUCUCCUACUUCUCUCUCCUCUCCUUCCUCUCCUACUUCUCCUUCCUCCCCUUCUCCACCCUCUCCUCCCUCUCCCCCACAAACCCAGAAGCGCAAGCGCUCAUCCACCGCCUCAGACUCAGACUCUACAUCCCCCCCACACACCAAAAAAGCAAAGAGCAAAACCGUCAGAUUCGCACCCGAGGUCGUGUCGCUGCUUUAUGUUAGUGGCUGGGAGGACGGAGACGAAGAUGAGUACGAAGAUGGAGAAGAAGAUGGAGAAGAAGAUGGAGAAGAAGAUGGAGAAGAAGAUGGAGAAGAAGAUGGAGAAGAAGAUGGAGAAGAAGAUGGAGAAGAAGAUGGAGAAGAAGAUGGAGAAGAAGAUGAGAUGCGGGAUUUGUUUGAGGAAUGA
Plenodomus lingam JN3 is the source of this 486-nucleotide messenger RNA. NCBI's taxonomy places the organism in Eukaryota, Fungi, Ascomycota, Dothideomycetes, Pleosporales, Leptosphaeriaceae. The record is from RefSeq and is a predicted model, not a curated record.